AUGGAGCCCAGACCCCCAGCGGCGGCAGAGCCGUCGAACAAACGGCCCAGAUCCCCGUCCGGCGACUACCAUCCGAUUGCAUCCAAAGUGCCUAAGAACCAUUCGAACCAUCUCCAGAUCAACUACCUCGCUCGUCAGUACCCGGACAAUCUGCCUCUAGUCUCUCUCGAUGAUACUAUGCCAGCUAUUUUACACCUAGUCGGCGAAUAUGAUGGCGUGCUUCAUCGCCACGAGAGUAUUGCGGGUAAUCUCGGCGCAUGUCCUCUGGGACCCAUCCUGAUCAAGCGUUUCGAGCGCCUCUUUGACGGGCCUCCACGGGUACUCAAGACGCACGGUAAAGAAGCACCCAAUAUCACCUGGUUGGAUGUCGUUGAAUUCGCGAAGAGCAAACCGGAACAGUUCAACCUGGAGAAGUCGCGCAAUGGAGUGCGCGUCUGCCAGUUCUAUACCAAGCAGUGCCGAGUUGAGAUCAGCGAGGAAGAUUAUGUGCUCAUUGCAUCCGGGAUGCCACAGAAGAUGAUCCCGCCGCAGCCGAUCAUCGAGGACGAGGAGAAAGAAUUGGGUGCGCUGGAGAUCUUGGAGAAGAAUUUGCAGCAGAUUAUUCAGGUUGCCGAUCAAGGUUGGUUCAUGACUCCCUUCAAAUGCGCCCAUGUGGUCUCACUUCUACGGCGCCGGAAGCUUACUAGUGUUCUUACUGCAGUAUCGGCUCGAACCAGACAGCUCAACCAUCGUCUGAAAAAUCGCAGAACGGCUAUUGUCACGCGCCGGGAAAAUGACAUCUCUCUCAAGGCCCAUCACCCGCCCCAACCCCAUCAACUACCACAACCACAGCAGCCUCGUUCGCUCAGCCCGAUUUGGCGCGAGGCCACCGGCGCUGUACCAACCCCGCUGAAUGGCAAUCCUCCGUCCAACGCUCACUCCCCUCCCACCGGAUUUGUCGCAGUGAAUACCGCCCGUCCAAAUCCCGGAGAACCCCCUGUGGAGGAAAACGCGCUGUCGUCGCAGUUUAUGUUCUCCCACUCAAACACAGACAAUGUUACCAUCAUCAAUGGAACAUCCAUCAAAGGCGCAUCUCCUACGACACGUGCCGAGUUGAUGAAGAAGUUUUUCACUACGCAAGAUCGGCAGGCGCGCAGCUACGAAGAGUCAACUGGAUCAGUUAACCGACAGUCGUCACGGCCGCGACCGAGAGCGUCGGACGCUGGGGACUACAAUAUGUUCAACCCUACCCCUACUACCGUCGCGAUUCCCAGUACGCCGUCAUCGUUAUUGCCUCCGCCCAAGUCCAACCAUAUGGAGAAGGAUGAUGGCGGUCCCUUCAAGAUGGAAAUGGUUGCCCGCAUGGAGGAGUUGCAACGGGGAGAGCGUAUUCUCCCACCCUGCGAUCGGUGCCGUCGGCUCCACAUGGAUUGUUUGAAGAAUUUGACAGCGUGCAUGGGCUGCACGAAAAAGCAUGCCAAGUGUUCCUGGAAGGAUGUCAAGGAGGAGGAACUGCGCGAGGCGCGGCAGGAUGGCACUCCUCGUGAACUCGGAGACAGCGCUCAGUCGAAAGACUCUCCGGCUGCCCCCACUCUCGCCUCGGCUCCAACCCCUGGUGUCGUGUCGAUGUCGAUGAACACCACGUCUGCUGCACCGACCCCGGCGUCUGUGGCUCACGCUCCAGAGCACGACCGGUCACGAGAGGAGCGCGGUGUGGGCUACAACGGUAGAAGAGACUCCGCGCCCACAGGGGGAGCCGCGCCGGGGACCCCAUCGUUCAAGGACACCACUCCACGACGUGCAAUGAGUGAGAUCCACGGUAGCGCGAUGGGUAAUCAUGACCGACGCGUCAGCAUCAAUCGCAACAACGAUCCAGUGCCGGACGAUGACGAUCCAGACGCCAACUCCCGGCUUAUGCAAGCGAUCAUGGACACCGUGGACCAUCAUGCGCGAGUGGCCGCUGCGGUCAAGGAAAAUGGCCAUGAGCAGAUGAACGGUGAUCGAGAACGAGAACGCAAGCUAGUGAGAGCUUAA
Messenger RNA from Aspergillus thermomutatus, 2013 nucleotides. Its product is annotated as Zn(II)2Cys6 transcription factor domain-containing protein. The transcript has a single exon. NCBI's taxonomy places the organism in Eukaryota, Fungi, Ascomycota, Eurotiomycetes, Eurotiales, Aspergillaceae. Gene Ontology annotation, biological process: regulation of DNA-templated transcription. Gene Ontology annotation, molecular function: zinc ion binding; DNA-binding transcription factor activity, RNA polymerase II-specific. The record is from RefSeq and is a predicted model, not a curated record. The coding region runs from base 1 to 2013 and encodes 670 amino acids.